Molecule: messenger RNA, 2175 nt
Organism: Aspergillus ochraceoroseus IBT 24754
Lineage: Eukaryota; Fungi; Ascomycota; Eurotiomycetes; Eurotiales; Aspergillaceae
Product: putative carboxylesterase
Exons: 2
Coding region: 1-2175 (724 amino acids)
Molecular function (GO): cholinesterase activity
Source: RefSeq, a predicted model, not a curated record
AUGAAUUAUCUCCUUCUGGUUGCCAUUUAUGCCGUUGAUUCACUUGCGCUUGGGUUGAGGCCGGCAAAAGGCUUCUCCCCUGCUUAUGCAUCGUUGGCUGGUGAAAAGACAUCUCAGGCUCUACUUCACCAAAGCUCGUAUGACCUGUCAUCGUCAGGUUACUUACCUCUAGCCAACGAGAGAACCUCCCUUACUCUGCUGUAUCAAAACAACCUAAAUAUAUCCGACCAUGAGAACCAUGUUGGGACAAUUGUUUUGGACCCUAUGGGGCAGCAGGAUAUUCGCGAUGCAUGCGAAGAGCUCGGAGAAUCAAUGAUUUCCUUUUCCACCAUCAUAGACCACAAGGACGACUUUCGCUGGAUGUUUUCAUAUCUCUUCUACUCGAAUGGGCAAAGAGGGCAGGAAGAACACGCGCAUUUCUAUAUUCAGGAUGGUGUGCUGUCGGUCACCAAGGGCGUCGAGAAUUUUAGCCACUACACUUUCCCUUCUCACAAUCUUGAACUUCCAGUCUUAUGUACCCAGACAAGCACUGGUAGCACGGCCGAUCGUGGGAAGAAUGCGAACCGGAAGCUGGUUCGAGUGAGGUCGGAAGGAAAUACAUACGUCGGAUUUCGAGAUCAGAAGUCGUUCCGGUUUUUGGGUAUGCCAUAUGCUGAUCCUCCAGCGCGAUUUACUUAUCCGGUGUUGUAUUCGCCAAAGUCUCAAUUUAUUCGCGCGACAGAAUACGGACCAAGGUGUACCCAAGUCGAUGGUGGAGGUGAAGACUGCCUGUACCUGAAUAUCCAAACCCCUUACAUUCCGAAGGCCAAUUCUAAAGAGAAGCUGAAAGCGGUGCUGUUUUGGAUACAUGGCGGUGGAUUCACUGGCGGAUCGAGUGCAGAUCCUUUGACGGAUGGAGGGAAUCUGGCGUCCCGCGAAGAUAUCGUUGUUGUUUCGAUCAACUACCGACUCUCAACACUGGGUUUCCUAGCCGUUCCGGGGACGGAUCUCCGUGGAAACUAUGGAAUCGCAGACCAAGUGCUUGCUCUUGAGUGGACAAUAAAAAAUAUUGCACAGUUUGGAGGCGACCCGCAACGAAUCACAAUUGUCGGCGAAUCAGCUGGUGCUGGAUCCGUAAGAGUGUUACUGGGCUCUCCGCCUGCCCUAGACAAGUUUCAACGUGCGAUUGCCAUGUCAAAUCUGGGCGGUGGCCUUGGACUUGGGCUCGAGAGCAGUUAUGCAACAACCUACAGUAGCUAUCUAUCUAUUUCUGAGUCCUACAAGACCGCCGGUCAGGACAUAUUCUCUGGAGCUGGGUGUAACAAGGGGGACAUCGAGCAACAAGUGUCCUGUUUGAGAAAAAUCCCAGCAUCUACUCUCGUGAACCUACCCACUGUCGCACGUUAUGUUGUUCAGGAUGGAAACUUUGUGAACACGACAGAACUAAAUCUCAUCGAGAAGGACGCAGGGACAGCGCAUGUGCCUGUCAUAUUCGGAAACACGGCAGAUGAUGGUGCUUCCCUAAUUACGUACCCUUCAAGCGAGGUUCAGACCCAGCUAGAGGGACUUAAAGAGGCCUUGGGAAUCAGCACGAAGUAUGCUCAGAGCAUCAUGGAUUCAGGCCUCUUCCCGUUAUAUGAUACAGGCAACAUAACUCUUGAUUCCUUCAACGUCUCCCAACGUAUAGCCACCAAUCUACAAACCCGCUGUACCAGCCAAGCCACAGUGUUUGCCGGCGCUUCAUCCGGCGUAUUCGAGUCGGCAUACUACUAUCAGAUGCAUCGCACCUCUGGCGGAUAUGAUCCGAACAACUUAGGGGGCCCUGCAGCGACAUUGGACUUCCCAAAAGGCGAUCCAGAGCUACCAUACUUUCGUCUGCAUGGCUCAGAUCUACCAUGGGUUUUCGGGACCCUACCCUCCCUCAGAGACGCUCUUGACCUGUAUUCCGUCCAACUUAUAUCGGCCUACUUCGCGGAAUUCGUCCGAUCCGGUCAACCGAACCCGGCUCUUGAUUUCCUAGAUGCACGUGGGUACCAGCGAACUAAGGAUGCAGUCGAUGCAUUCGGUAGAUGGGAGCGCGUCUCCCACUCCGAAGGACCUAUCCAGCUCCUCGAUUUCCCCAGCGACAAGGGAAAGUUUCAGGAUCUAGACCAAUGCGCGUUCUUAGGCUACCCAAUAAUACACUACCUGGUUUAA